Gryllus bimaculatus (two-spotted cricket) is the source of this 1122-nucleotide messenger RNA. The record is from the annotation of a GenBank genome assembly. NCBI's taxonomy places the organism in Eukaryota, Metazoa, Arthropoda, Insecta, Orthoptera, Gryllidae.
AUGCGGGGACUUCCAGCAUCGGCGGAGUGCAAAUGGGUGUACGCUACCCGCAGCGACCCCGCGCCUCUGGCGAGAGAACGCCGACCCUUGAAAACUGCAGGCUUCGGAAUUGCCUGCGAAACCCCUUCCGCAGAGAUCGAAGCCAAUUUCUCAUUCCGUCGCCUCUUCUCACGACUGUCACCCGGCAUAAAACCUCCCUUGUCCGCGCGCGUUAAAACUGUAUUCGCCUUUUUUAGUGGCCUCGUCGGGCCGUGCGGCUGGGCUCGGCUGGGCACCGCGCCGGCCCGCGUCGCGCUGCGCUGCGUCGAGCGGGGAGUUGGAGAGACGGCGAAGGAGACUGAAUUGAUGGUGGAGGAAGGGGAAUGUUAUCAAACCCGAUGUGCCCUAGAAAAACAGGUGAUCAAGAAGUACAACAUAUCUAAAGACGAUUAUCACGUCAUGGAGUUGGUGGUCCUGAAGGCAGAGCCUCAUAAGGCGGGCCACCAGUGGAAAUUUGCGGGCGCGUUCUACUACGCGACCACUGUGCUGACGACCAUUGGUGGCCGUGCGACGCCGUCGGCAAACAAAGCUCCACAAAAUCUGCCGGCGCCCCGCGCGGCCACGUUCAGCCGCCUGGGCCAUCCCCCGGGCGUGCGCCGCCGCGCCGCACCGCGGUUCAUUGCCCCGCGCCACCCCGCCCCCGCCCCACUCCGCCGCGCCUUACGCCCGCCUCCGCACGCCACCGCGCCCACACUACGCACCACCGCCCGCGCUCCAUCGCCACCUCGCCACGCCGUCCCGCCACCUCUCCACCCGCCCCACGAGCCGCCCCGCUCGUUCGCGUCCCAACCCCUCGCCGACUCCGCUCCAACGCCGCCAACGCCCCGCGUCAGUAACUCGCCGCCCUUCCCACGUGCCACUCAGACGCCGCCCACGCGCACCCACGCGCUGGCUCAUAAGCGCGCCACAACGCGUCCACAUACGCGUCACACCAACGCGCCACCCAUCCGCACCAACGAGCCACCCACGCACCCACGUCAACCCCGCACCCACCACUACAACCCACCUCAACCUACCUCGAACCCCCCUCCCCCCUCUCACACGCUGCCAUCCCCUUCCCCAUCCCCUUCUCCUAGUAGCUAA